Molecule: messenger RNA, 1754 nt
Organism: Orbicella faveolata
Lineage: Eukaryota; Metazoa; Cnidaria; Anthozoa; Scleractinia; Merulinidae
Product: mitochondrial carnitine/acylcarnitine carrier protein-like
Biological process (GO): carnitine transmembrane transport; mitochondrial transport
Cellular component (GO): mitochondrial envelope
Molecular function (GO): O-acyl-L-carnitine transmembrane transporter activity
Source: RefSeq, a predicted model, not a curated record
GUACAUCUGGCGUGAAAAAUUUCUUUGCUGGAGGAUUUGGAGGAGUUUGUGGCGUGACUAUCGGCCAUCCGUUUGACACGAUCAAAGUGAGAACUUAGAUACCGCGCGCGCUGAUAUUGCUUGACUGUAAAUCUGUUUUGUUUGUUUGUAUCUUCGUAUUUAUUUGUUUGUUUGGUUGUUUGUUUUACUGAUCGAUCAAUCAAUCAAACGCAAAAUUUCCCUACACCCAAAGACAUAAACUUUAAUUAUGCACACAACUUUGUGCCAAGGUUUGUGCGCGUAGUCUUAUACAGUACUUUUACGGAAAUCUUUCCGAUGUUGUUGCACAGAGAUUAGCUAAUAAUGACCAGAAUAAGCGAUGAAAUCUUUCAGGUAUUUUUAACAAGGUUGUAAUCACAUUUGUUCUCAUCUGCUGUUGACCUCAGCAGAACUUCAGUAUUCAACACGUAAUUCCAGUAGUGCCCAUUCCCUUGGGCCAAUCCCCGGGCAUGAGCAGUUUCACCAAACAUGGCAAAUUCCCCGGGGUGGUAACAAAUAAGGGGGUCAAAUGCCCCGGGUGGGAGCAAAAAAGAAGAAGGUUCGCCUUCAAACAACACCACUACCAAAACCUGGGGAAGAACCUUUGUUUAGAGGGACCAUUGACUGCUUGGUUAAAACAGUGAGGAAUGAGGGUGUCUUGGGAUUGUACAAAGGAUUGUUUACUCCAGUUGCUUUUGCUACACCUCUCUUUGCAAUUCAGUUUUGGGCUGUAACAAUGGGCCGAAAAAUGCAGAUGUCAGACCCCCAUGGGAUUCCUACCAAUUUCCAAAAUAUUACUUCUGGAAUGUUUUCUGGGGCUUGUUCUGCAGCUCUGGUGGUUCCUGCUGACAGGAUCAAAUGUCUUUUACAGGUUCAACAAAGUUCAGGAGGGGAAAGAAAGUACAAAGGGCCCCUGAACUGCGCAAAACAACUGUACACGGAGAAAGGAAUACGAUCCUUGUACAGAGGGACUUGCGCUACGCUUCUCAGAGAUGUACCAGGCAUGGGUAUUUAUUUCUUCUGUUAUGAGUGGGUACUUAGCAAACUCACUUUAGAUGGCGAAAGGUUUGUUAAAUACAGAGGUUUAUUUGUAUACAGUUUAAAUCAUUGUUUAAUAUAGGAACAAUCGAUAAAGUCAUUUUUUGGUUGAACUAAAGCAGGCACUAAUGAAGUGAACAACAAAAUUCGAUCGCUUAAGUUUGACUGAUAUCGGAAUUCAUUGUGAUUUGAUUCCCUAGAUUUUUAGUUCUCUGCGUUUAUAGUUUUAUACGAUCAGUUAUUGUACAUUUUUAGUCUUAAUUUUUAGAAUAUGCUAGGGCCGUGGAUUACCUGUAAACUAGCUGAUUAGCUAAGCGUAACUCCACGUUAAAUUAAGUAUCGUAUCGUAUCGUUGCACGUUAAAAAAGAUACUCUCUCUUCAGUCUUUCGUUUCCUAGCGUAUGACGCGAAUACAAUUGACACGCAUGCGUAUGACACGCAUACACCAAUGCAAACAAAAGGAGAACGAUUAUGCGGCAAGAAGCGCGGGCGCGAAAAGGUUUUUCUGCUGUCUCGCCUCAUUCCCUUCUCGUUUCUUUCCCUAAUUUGCGUAAUUUCAACUUUUCAAUAUACGCGGAGUAUACGAAAAUCGACUGCCCGUAGUCUAAGUCGAGUCAACGAGAUGGGGAAGAUCUGCGAACGAGAUUACAGGAAUCCCUUAUUCCUGGACGAUCAAGAAACCAGUAUACGAAUUUUGA